Molecule: messenger RNA, 2204 nt
Organism: Prunus persica (peach)
Lineage: Eukaryota; Viridiplantae; Streptophyta; Magnoliopsida; Rosales; Rosaceae
Exons: 3
Coding region: 280-2034 (584 amino acids)
Source: RefSeq, a predicted model, not a curated record
UUAUUUUAUUUGCAAAUUUAUUUAAUUUCUACCUCCUAGUUUUGAGUGAUAGCUUUUGGCGUCAAUACAUCCACUUCUACUCUCUCUCUCACUCUCUCACACUUUUAGCUCUGAAGGCAAGGCUCGACUUAGAGAGCAUCAAUCGCUCACCGGGCAGAAUUCACAGUUGAUCUUUAAUUAUAGUAAGAGAAUUUGGUGGCUUUGCUAAGAAUUAUUUGGGGAUCUGCCAAUUUGGUGGUGCGGCUAGCAGUUGGGCCGAAGGUGCGGAGGCUUGGCAGAAUGGGUGUGCGUCAAUAUCGAAGGAUAUUGAUUUUUCAGAAGCAACACUUGAAUCACUCGCAUCUCUUGACGGAAGUGCAGAGGAAACAUGAUGGUCCCCCGGUUAUCUGCGAUGGGUGCGGUGACCCCGUGCUUGGGCCUAGCUACACUUGCAACAUUUGCAAGCAACAUGAUGGGAGUGGCUUCAAUCUCCAUAAAUCAUGCGCCGAGCUACCGAGUGAGAUCCACCACCCGAUCCACCGCGAGCACGGACUUACUCUUGACAUUGACGGGGAAAAGAGUUGCAGUGCAUGUCAUAAAGGUUGCCGUUUCAGUUACAGUUGUUUUCAUUGUAAGUUCAACGUUGACCUCCAAUGUGCUUCCAAGUGGCGCAACAUUCGUGACUGCGACCACAAAUUCACCCAACUUAGGAGCCCAGCGCAAUUACCUUGUGAAGCCUGCGGCAAAGAGAGUUUUAGUACUGGUACUGCCGAUAGAUAUAGCACCGCCUUGUACCUCUGCAGCAUCUGCCAGCUCCUGGUCCAUAAAGAUUGUUCUUGGUUACCAAACCGCGUCAAAACGGCCCAGCACCGACACCUCCUAAAGCUCACCUGGUGGUUUGAAGAUACUUUCCCGAAAAUCCAAAAUUUCUGUGACCUCUGUCAUGAACACAUGGGCAAAAGCCGCGCAGUUUAUUAUUGUCUACAUGAACGUUGCAGUUAUGUCGUCCAUAAUAUGUGCGCAACAAAACAUGGUCAGGCGGUUCAAGAUAGUGAUGAUGAUGAUGAUGAUGAUGAUGAUAGAAUAAUCAACAACCAAAUUGAGCUGCAAAUCAAUCACUUCAGCCAUCCACAUAUCUUAGCCCUCAUCAAUAGUGAUCGUCAAGAUAAUGGUGAUGAUGAUGAUAGAAUAAUCACUUGUAAUGGCUGCAUGCGACCCAUCACCAAAAUUGAUGCCUUUUAUAGCUGUACAGAACAAGAGUCGUCGUGCUCUUUCUUUCUACAUACAGCUUGUGCACAGUUACCUAAAAUGAUUCGUGUCCCAUUUUUCCUUGACCAGUUUGAACUCCAUCCAAGGGCUCAUUCGAUUAGUGGGGUGUUCCACUGUGUCAUGUGCAGGACAUUUGGCCAAGGCUUCGUAUAUUCUGAAGCACGUGGUUAUUAUAAUUUUGACCUUCACUGCACUAUUCUAUGGAAGCAGAAGGCUCUUAAACAUGAGGCUCAUGUUCACACCCUCCGUCUCAACAUAACAACUGAAAACACUUAUAUAUGUAGGGGUUGCGGCACUUCUGGAAAUUGGUUUUGGUUCAGUUGUAGGAGAUGCGACUUCCAUCUCUGUUUUUCAUGUGUUAAAUUACCCCCGACAGCAAGGCACAGGUACGACAAUCAUCCUCUCAAGCUCACCUAUGACAGUGUUAAAAACGAAUUAGAUGAAUAUUAUUGUGAAAUAUGCGAAGGCAAACGAGAUCCCAAACUCUGGUUCUACUCCUGCUCGGAUUGUGACUUUGAUUGUCAUCCUCAUUGCAUUCUCGGGAGGUAUCCGCAAGUCAAGUUAGGAGAUAGUUACAAGCAUCCGGCUCACCCACACCUUGUCACCCUUGUUGACAAGAGAAGGAGUGAAAUUCCUUUCCAUAAGAGAGAGCGGAUCCUUCCUUGUGACAAGUGUAGUAAACCGUGCGAAGGAUUGGUGUUUGAAUGUUCUGAGUGUAAUAUAAAUCUUCACAGAGAAUGUGACGAGGAUGACGAUGACGAAGAUGACAGACAAAUAUUACACUAGAAAAGUGGAAGUGUUAAUGUCUGAUUUUUCAAAUUAAUUGAUUCUAGUUUCAUAUUUUGUACUUAACAGUCUUAGUGUUUAAACUAAGAUAUAAAAUUGUUAGUUACCGAUAUAUAUGUAGGAGUUUAUUGUAUGCGAAUUAUUCCUAAACCAAUUGAGCACUUAAACCA